Pyricularia oryzae 70-15 is the source of this 1977-nucleotide messenger RNA. Its product is annotated as 4-coumarate-CoA ligase 2. The transcript is spliced from 2 exons. NCBI's taxonomy places the organism in Eukaryota, Fungi, Ascomycota, Sordariomycetes, Magnaporthales, Pyriculariaceae. The record is from RefSeq and is a predicted model, not a curated record. Bases 163 to 1836 code for a protein of 557 amino acids. Gene Ontology annotation, molecular function: CoA-ligase activity.
CGGAACUAAGCAAGUUACUUCUUCCCCCCGUCGCUUUCCCUUCCCAUGAAGGGCAAGGCAAAACAAGCCUGAUCUUGCUUCUUAAAUUGAAACCAAAGUCUAACCAAACAAAAAAAAACCACAGCCCAGGAUGCGCCAGACUCAAUCCCACUCCACGAGUUUAUGAUUAACGAGAGCCAUGGCCGGCAACCCCUCAAUAAAUCCCGAAACCCGUUCACAUGCGGAUUGACCGGCCGAACCUACACCACCGCAGACCUUCACCACCGCUCCGAAUACCUCGCCCGCGCUCUGGCGCAGCGCACCGGAUGGGCUCCCGACGAUGACCUGACCCCUUGGGACAAGGUCGCUGCCAUUUUUUCCAUCAAUACCAUCGACUACAUCAUACCCGCGUAUGCCGCGCACAAGCUCAAUGGAAUUGUCACCCCCGCCAAUGCUGCUUAUGCUGCCGACGAGCUCGAGCAUCAACUUCGGAGCUCCGGUACCGGCGUAAUUUUCACGUGCGUCUCACUUCUCACCACGGCCCUCAAGGCUGCCGAUGCCGCCGGGCUCAAGAGGGACAGGAUCUUUCUGCUGCCGACGGUGGGCGACGAGGCCGCCAUCGCGCAGGCGCCCUUCCCGACCAUCGACGACCUGAUAACCAAAGGUAAACAGCUUAAGCCGUUGGAGCCGAUCAAAUGGGUCAAGGGCCAAGGAAAGAGGCAGGUGGCCUUUAUCAACUACAGCAGCGGUACCUCGGGACUUCCCAAGGCGGUUAUGAUCUCCCACUACAACAUUAUCACCAACAUUAUUUCGCAUGUGGCCUACGAGUCGGUUGCCAGGAAGCAAAAGGGUAUCGAGACGCAGGUGGAGUUGGGACUGCUACCAAUGAGCCACAUCUACGGGCUCGUAGUGGUAGCACAUACGGCCACCUGGCGUGGCGACGAGAUUAUUGUGCUGCCCAGGUUUGAGCUCAAGAGCUACCUCGAAGCAAUCCAGAGGUUCCGCAUCGAGCACCUGAUAGUCGUCCCGCCCAUGGUCAUCGCCAUGUUGCAACAGGGAGACGUUUGCGCCAAGUACGACCUUUCAAGCGUGCGCUUCGUCUAUUCGGGGGCGGCCCCGUUGGGAGAGGAGACCAUUGCCGAGCUGGCAAAGACGUAUCCCAAAUGGAUCGUCGCACAGGCCUAUGGAUGCACCGAAAGUGCGGUCGUGGUCUGCUCCAGCAGCGAGCACGACGUCAUGACCAAGUCUUCUGGGUCUCUGGUGCCCGGCGUCCGCGCCAAGCUUAUGGAUCCCGUGUCUGGCAAGGAGAUUACUGAACACGACAAGCCCGGCGAGAUCUGGGUACAGUCACCCUCCGUUGUUCUCGGGUACCUGAACAAUGAAAAAGCCACGGCCGAGACUUUUGUCCACGACGCCGACGGCCGCUGGCUCCGGACGGGCGACGAAGUCUACGUGACCAAAUCCCCCCAGGGCCACGAUCACAUCGUCAUCGUCGACCGCAUCAAGGAGCUCAUCAAGGUCAAGGGCCACCAGGUGGCACCGGCCGAGCUUGAGGCGCAUAUCCUGACGCACCCGGCCGUUUCCGACGUUGCCGUCACGCAGGUGCCGGAUGAGCGGGCGGGUGAGGUUCCCAAGGCUUAUGUGGUCAAGUCUCCCGAGUACAAGAACACCUCUGACGAGGAGAUGGCGAGACUUGUCACCAAGCACGUGGCCGACCACAAGGCGUCGUACAAAUGGAUCAAGGGCGGCGUGGAGGUCAUGGACGCCAUCCCCAAGAGUCCCAGUGGCAAGAUCCUGAGAAGGCUGCUGAGGGAUCGGGAAAAGGAGAGGAGGAGAAAGCAGGGUGCCAAGAUUUGAGCCAUUGGUGGUUGAGGGCUACAUGGUUUGUAAGAUUGCCUGUAAAUCAUAGUGCGUGCCUAUCCAUCUGGGUGGAUUAAAGAUGUACGAGACUUGGACAAUAAAAUGCUUUUUUUUUUCUUUUUUUCUUUUUUUCUUUUU